Messenger RNA from Marchantia polymorpha subsp. ruderalis, 4466 nucleotides. The record is from the annotation of a GenBank genome assembly. NCBI's taxonomy places the organism in Eukaryota, Viridiplantae, Streptophyta, Marchantiopsida, Marchantiales, Marchantiaceae.
ACGUGUAUCACAGUAAAGGACAGACAGCAGCGCGAGGAGAGAGGAGAGGGGAGAGGGAAGGGGAGCAGGAACAGCAGCAGCAGGCCAUCUGUUUGGUUCGCCCAAUUCACGCUUUCUUGAGAGCGAGAGCAAGCGCAGACUGAAGAGGAGACAGUUAUCUUUCACUCGUGCUCGGCUUUCUAUGUCAUCUUCGUCGGUCAUUCAAUCGGUGGGAGCAGAAGGACGGGAGAGGGAAGAAGGUUUCGACCACAGCCGGGCGAGUGUCUGACUCUCUCACUGCCUCGUCUCCUCUGUCGGAAGUUCAAUCAACUUUGCUGCUGUUCGCGAGGCGGAGAGGGAUUCGAGAACGACGCAGUAUUUGAUGCGGACGCUGACAGCAGAAGACGAAGAAGGUACCGGGGGUGAAGGAGUGGAAGGUUCCCGAGGAGCGCCCAGACGCAUUUGUGAGCGGAGGACGAGAGAAACACGACGGACAGGAAGGCGGAUCCGGUUUAGAGAGAGAGUGAGGGAGGGAGAGGACUGGAAGUGUUGGUGAUAUGGAGACGAAUUUUGCGACGGUUGGAGGAGGUUGAAGUGGAAAUCGCAGCCUGUCAAUCUGAAGGAGAGAUGCGAAGAGGGAUGUGAGAACCCUCACGGGGAUAUGCAAUCAAGGAAGAGAGGGCGCGAUGGACGGUGGACGCUAUAUGCUGCAGCAAGCAGGAUGGGAUAACAGCAGCGCUUUGGAGAACUACGAUCCCAUCCACGAUUCUGACCUCAGAGCCGGAGGAGCUUAUGGAGGAAGAGGGGGUUAUCUGGAAGGAAGUUUUGCUCGAGAGCCUGGCUUCUCUCGAGAUUCUUAUCAGCGGGAACUUUUGUAUGAACGGGAGGCUUUCGGAAUGUCACCGGCCGUCCUUGGAUUGUGGCCACCUGCGAAAAGGCGAACUCUAGAAGAAGAGCUCGCUUUAUUGCGGGAAGUGCAAAGACACGACAAAGUUGGAUUUGUCGAGAGCUUUCGAGACUAUGGGUUCGAUAGGGUUGGGCGCCACAGUCGAGAUCGAGAUAGUUACGAUGGCGAUGAUUAUGAGUACAGGCGGAGGUCUCUGCGGGGGAGUCGUGAAGGAAGUAGAGAUGUGGACUUCGAGUUCACGACCACACGUCAUCGUGGAGGAGGUUAUGACUCCGAUAGAGAGAGGUCUCGCAGGGAGAGAGAGUGGCGGAGAAGAAAAGACAGAACACUGGACCGAAGCCGCAGCCGAGAAAAGGAAAGGGAUUGGAGUCCUGUAGACAGAGACCGUCGUCGUGAAAGGUCCCGUUCAUUCAGCUAUGAGGAAAGAAUCCGAGGGAGAUCACGGUCGCCUCGGAGUCGCAGCCGUGGUUGGCGUGAAGAUAGUUAUGAAGAUGCUCCCCCUCGUAAUGAGAGACGAAGAGAUCGGGAGGGAAGGAGUAGCCAUCAUGAGCGGGCUCCCUUGGCACCUUCUGCAACCCUUGUGGUGAAAGGGCUUUCGCAGAAAACUGUGGAAGAUGAUCUGUAUCAUGCUCUGGCUGAGUGGGGUCCCCUUAGGCACGUUCGUGUGAUCAAAGAAAGAAACUCGGGUGUUUCACGGGGCUUUGCCUUCGUAGAUUUUCCUUCUGUGGAGGCUGCCCAGAAGAUGAUGGAUGGUGCUGGUUACGAUGGACUAGUCGUAGAUGGUCGACGCCUUUUCUUUGAGUACAGUAGCAAGCCUACAGGCGGAGUGGGGACACCGCAAGGAGGAUCCAGUGGCCGGGGUGGCACUUCAAAGUGUAGCAGUGGAACUGGCACAGAUUGGAUGUGCACAGUUUGUGCUUGUGUUAACUUUGCACGUCGUACUCUUUGCUUUCAAUGCAACGAGGGGCGGGCCGAAGAUGCACCAGCUGCAGAUUUACCUGCUUCCACAGCUCCAGUUUCCGGUGGAAGAAGAGCUUCUGAAGCGGGUCCCACUCAUGUACUGGUUGUACGAGGGUUAGACGAGAAUGUUAAUGAAGAGAGCUUACACUACGAGUUCUCGAAAUAUGCACCCAUUAAGGAUUUGCGUCUUGUUCGAGAUAAGUUCACACACGUUUCGAGGGGAUUCGCAUUCAUCCACUACAACUCGGUGGAAGAGGCCACGAAAGCUUUAGAAGCAAGCAAUGGAACAGCCCUUGAAAAAAAUGGGCAAGUGUUACGUGUGGCAUUUGCCAAAAGUAUUUAUGGACCAGGCUCAUCUGCCCCAGGUGCGACGCCUACUCAAGGUAGCCUGGCUGCCGCAGCCGCUAUAGAGGCGGCAACAUUUGCUCAACAGUAUGAUAAUGUAGGGUGGGUACCUAAGGAGUAUAACCCUGAGGACGAUGCGAACCAUGGCACCCCAUCUGCAGCGUACGGUGGCGGAUAUCAAAGUCAAGCUUCUCAAGGUACAUCCAGCAAAGGCGGAAAGGGAGCCGGAAAAGGGCGCGGAAAAGCUCCACCUCAUGAAGCCAGGCAAGGUACCGCUGAUGCUGGCGGAUCUGCUGUUAACGAAGUGGGUACAUCAGAUGGAACUGAGGCCCCUCAAUCUGGUUUCGUGUGGGACGAGGCAUCUGGAUAUUAUUACGAUGCAGCAUCUGGCUUCUACUAUGAUGGACACCGAGGACUGUAUUAUGAUGGGAACACUGGUAUAUGGUAUACCUACAAUCAGGAGACGCAGCAGUACACACAGUACGUGGAUGCUUCUUCAGAGAAUACCACUGAUGUAGGCACCGACGUGACGAAAGGUUCCAAGGACGAGAAGGCCGGGGAUAAUCCCACAGAGGGGAACAUUACUUCCAAAGCGGUCAUAUCAGCCCCCCCUGCUGUUUCUCUGGAACUUGUGGAGAAAAAGCCAACUUUGGCCGAAGCUGUCGCAGCAGCUGCUGCAGCUGCUCAGGUCUCCGCAAAGAAGGAGAAAGAGAGGCUGAAAGAGAAGGAGAGAGAGAGUAGGUUAGCGGGGAAAGGUCCUGUUAUGGUAAGUAAGAAGAAGAUAACGAAUGUCAUGACAAUGUGGAAACAACGCCAGUUCGAGGGGCAAGGAGCGCAGGGGACUUUUGAUGGAACUACGUCCGCACCCCCUUCAGCAACUGCUGAAACUGCAAACGAUACUACGACUUCCACAACAGCGGCAAGUAUUACCAUGACUAGUCAGGUGGCAAAUGCAAGAUUCAGAGCAGAUACCACCACUCCUAAGGAUAGCAUUGUUUCUUCAAUGGGACGUUCUGGAAUUAGUCCUUAUCUUGGCAUUAUUCAUUCUUCAGAUGGUAUGGGUAGGGCGAAACCAGCCUCUAGUAGUCAAAAUAGCGGUAUUUUUUCUAGUCAGCAACUCACAACCAGUUCUGGUUUAGGCAACAAUAGUUUGUCCAGGCCUUCUGGAGCAGCUGGUAGGGGUGGAGGCAGAGGGAUGGGAAGGGGAAGUAUUGAAACAACUGUAGGAGCUGUUGUCAAUGCAACUCAGUCAUCCGAUGGAGUAUCUGCAACUCCAUUCCGGACCGACGCAUCGGCUUUAGGCUCUUAUGGCCCCAUGGCAGGAACAAAACGAAGGUUCACCGAGACCCCUCAGACAGGUUACAGGGAUAGAGCUGCCGAACGACGCAGCUUGUACGGUUCUUCACUGCCAGGUGAUGUUUCAGGAGAUGCUGAUGUGAAGGAUAGAGGCAGUAAAGGGCGGGGAUUGGACAUGCCAUUUCCUCCUGGUGUCGGUGCCAAAUCUUCGGGUGCUAACGCGACAUUAGCUGGUCCUGAAGUUCAGUCCUUUGAGGUCAUUUCGGCUGAGAAAGCCUUGGAUGAAAGAAACGUAGGCAACCGCAUGCUACGGAAUAUGGGCUGGCAAGAGGGAUCAGGUCUUGGUAAGGAAGGAACAGGAAUAGUAGAACCAGUUCAAGCUCACGGAACUGGAGAAAGGGCGGGACUGGGAAGUGCAAGUCAGCGCAGAAUAGAUUCUCGUUUUGAAACGCAACCCGGUGAUACAUACCGGGUUGUAAUACAAAAGAAGGCUCUUGCAAGGUUUCAUGAGAUGAUAUAGUAAUAAAGUUUGUGGUUUGCUGUAUUUAUCGAGUAAAUUUGCUAGCAGAAUCUGAUAAUGCUCCAAGCUGGUCUUGUGAUUGAUAUAGUCAGUACAUACGAAAAAAUUCUGUAGAUGUGAUUAAUCUGUAUAUUUGCUCUCCAAGUCAUGGAUAGCACUAAUUCAGAACAUAAUUAAAGCUUCCGUUCCGUGUGACAUUUAUUGCGUCUGCAGUCCGGUGCCGUACCUUGUUCAAGAUCGACGUGUAUCGAGGUCAGAUUUCCUAGAUAGCUUCAGACAUUUCUGUGUGACCCUGAUGUUGAUGAUUGGAUUCAAUUAAGGAAAUAAAAUUGCUUUUCCAGUCCGCGUCUCUUAAAUGACCACACUGUACACCAGUGGUUUUAUAUUUUGAAUGUAGCAGAAAUGGCAUUGUGAGCAAAUUUUUGAUUUGAAAAUUAUUAUAUUAUCGAAUUUUAUGAA